Messenger RNA from Eucalyptus grandis, 711 nucleotides. RefSeq lists its product as uncharacterized. NCBI's taxonomy places the organism in Eukaryota, Viridiplantae, Streptophyta, Magnoliopsida, Myrtales, Myrtaceae. The transcript has 3 exons. The record is from RefSeq and is a predicted model, not a curated record. Gene Ontology annotation, biological process: ubiquitin-dependent protein catabolic process. Bases 1 to 711 code for a protein of 236 amino acids.
AUGGCAGAAAACAAGAUGAGUUUGAAGCUUCUUGUCGACAAGAGAAACCAGACCAUCCUCUUCGCCGAAGCCGGAAAGGACUUUGUGGAUUUCCUUUUCCAUGGUCUGGCUUUGCCAGUUGGAACCAUUGUGAGUCUUCUCUCUAAAGCAGGUGUGGCCAGCGGCGUGCGCAAUCUUUAUGCGAGUGUCGAGAAUCUCAGUGACACAUACAUUGAACGUAGAGAGAAAGAGGCUCUGUUGAAGCCCAAGGCACGGAGCUCUGGUCCAGAUGUUCUGCGCUCAUUGUUGCCCGAAGCUCCGCCAUUAGCGCCAAUUAAAUACUACACUUGCCAUCAUAUUUCCGGACCAGCUGCUGAUGCGGCAUCCUCUGCCAAAAUACCUAGUGGAAAGGGUGGGUAUGUGAGAGACGUCGUCACAUACGUGGUGAUGGAUGACCUGACUGUAAAGCCCAUGUCCAUCAUCUCUUGCGUUACUCUGUUCAACAGGUUCAAUGUGCACGAAAUUGGGGAUCUUGAAGAGAGGGUGGUUGACUUUGGCUUGGACAAGGCAGCAAAUUUCUUGGAAAUUCCAACCUUGCUAGACUUGGCUUCUGCGGUAGUGGCAGACAUGAUGAAGGUAAAACCCCAGCUGAGAUACGCAAAAUUUUCAAUAUCAAGGAUACAUUCUCACCCGAAGAGGAAGAGGUGUGAGGGCGAACCCGUGGGCAUUUGA